Cucurbitaria berberidis CBS 394.84 is the source of this 3515-nucleotide messenger RNA. RefSeq lists its product as uncharacterized. NCBI's taxonomy places the organism in Eukaryota, Fungi, Ascomycota, Dothideomycetes, Pleosporales, Cucurbitariaceae. The coding region runs from base 309 to 3251 and encodes 980 amino acids. The record is from RefSeq and is a predicted model, not a curated record. The transcript is spliced from 2 exons.
CCCACGGGCUAUUCUUGCUUGCAUGGGGUUUGGAAGCUUGACGUGACAGGGCCAAGCCUUUGGUCGGGCGUCGGGUCGGCCAAGUGUGUGUGUGUGAGUGAGUGAGUGACUGAGUGCCAUCUAUCAUCGAUCAUCUCUUCCUCUUCCUCUUCCUCCUCCCAACCCACCACCCCCCCUCCCUCGCUCGCAUAGCACACGACACACCGGAUCCGUCCCACAGAGCAGGGCUCCCGAUCUUCCAGUCUGGCUCGUCCUGUGCAGCAGUCGAGUCGACCUGGGCAGACCGCAGCCUCAUCGCACCGCCGCCUAUGGUAGCUGCGAAAGGGAAGAGGCAAUCGGCGAACCAGCACGACAAGCGACACGAGAAUGGCGUCGUGGCUCCCGGCAGGCGCAUCACAAAGCAGAAGAGCAACACGCAGCUCAACGGCCACGCCCAAGGCAACCAUGGCAAGGUGCAGCCCUCAACGCUGCUGCCGCCGCUGCAACAACCUCCGCCGCUCAACCCUCUUGUAACCCACGCCCUCGCCGCCCACACCACGACGGUACUGGCAGACGCGCCCGCACGCUCCAGCCUCGACGAGCCCGCUGCCGCCAUGGACCGCACUCGUGCCCGCGCUGCCUCGGACCUCUCGCUCGACAACCUCGACGCCUGCCGCGCCUACGACAGCCCCUUCGACCCGGUGCCCGCCUCACCAGCGCCCCGCCGUCUCGACGCCAAUGGCUCCAAGACGACGUCCUUCUCCAUGGCCACCAUCUUCGCCGUGCCCGCCACCAUUCUCACCUCCUGUCCUCUGCGCGACGUCCUCGCCAUCCUCAUCAUCCUCCUCCAACUGCCCCCCACCGUCCUCACCGUCAUUCAGUUCCUCUUCGCAACCCUCACUUUUGUGCCUCCCCAGGCCGGAACUCCCCUCUCCGCACUCUCCGCCUUUCCAUCCUUCACCGACAUCUUCCAGGGCUCUGGCGGGACCCCUUCGCUCUUCACCACCAUUUUUGCCGACGCAUUCAUACUAGUCAUCUGGCUCGUCUUGUGGGUGCCUGUGCAGAACUUUUUUCUCGACCUCGCCCAGGCCGUCAUUGCCAUUGCGCUCGGCGGUGCUGCGGCCGGAAAGAAUGGCACAACCAACAGCAUCUUCAUCUGUUUCUUCAUCAUUCUCACCAACCAUCUCUUCAGAUUCAGGCCUCUCCGGCAACACAUUGUCCACUUCCUGUGGACGGGGCUCGCUCGGGGGGGCCUUGAAUUUCUGACGAGCCCACCGAGUACGCCGACCUACUUGGAAAGCUUCUCGACACCCCAUGGCUGGCUUCGCAGCCUCCUGGGGAUCCACAUUCUAGCCCAAGGUGUCGUUCGCAUAAUCCGGCGCUCUCUUUCUCGACGGGACGUGGCUUCCUCGCUACCGACUGGCAAGAAGGCGGACCCUGAAGCUGGCGUGCUUCAACGUGCCAACUCGACUACUCUCGAUCCCAAUGCCGAUGUCCCCAAUGCCUCGAGUACCGACGGCCGCCCGCCCGGGCCGUCACCCGCACCACAUUCGCAAAAGGAUAAAGCGAGUAGCUCUAGGAGGAAGAGGAAGCAAGCUACUCAUGUUCGCAGUCAGCAGCCCUUUUGGGCUGCACUUGCCAGUACAAAAGUUACAGUUUUAAAAGAAAUGGAAAGCAGCCGGGCAGCAAACGAUGCCGACGAGGCCAACGCAAAAGACGCAAAUCACAUUGGAAACGCUGUUUGGAGAUCGGAAGACGAUCGUGUUUGGAUUUCAGAAGUCGGCUAUUCCGACAUUUCAUUUCGUGUCAGUUUAUUUAGCGGGGUCGUUUUUCAAGAGCAGGAGGAUGAGGAUGCAAGCGUGGCAUCUGGCAUUGACAGGUCGAAGCCUUUCUACAUUCGCGUAAACGGAGCAGAUUGGAGUUCGACCCGCAUUCGGCAGAGCACUCCGCUAGGAUACCAGGGUCAAGAGGGAACCGGUUUUUGGGUAGGGGAAAUCUUUGGUCUGACGGCUCUCUCCAACUACUAUUGCGAGUUUGUCCGGACCAUGGACAACCAAGUUUUCUACUCCGCAAGCCUUAUUACCUCGGCCAGCCCCGUAACCGAACUAGCUUCCGUUGCCUCUCCGCCAGCACAUCAAACUCUGCGACCUUCUUCGCCAACGACAACACUAAAGAACUCGAUUGCCGCGGCCGACCAACAACUACAGGAGCUGCGUAAUCGCUUGAAGCGCAAUAAGAAGGAUCACAAGACAGCCGUCGGCAACAUCAAGAAAGAGGUCGACACUCUCAGCAACCGCCUUGCCAAUGCCGGAGGUACUGAUGACCGUCAACGCCAGCGCGUCCUACAGUUCACGCAAAACAUCCGCCAAGCUGAUGACGCUGCAGCCGAGUUUGCCCUUCAAGAUGAUCAUCUAGGGGGCAUCCCCGAGAACGAGGCUCAAGAGGCUGCCGUCAAGAAAGCGGAGUGGAAGAGGGAGCGAAACAACAAAAACGCCGUGUCUAGCGAAUUCGACAACAUCAAGGCCGAGAUUGAGCGCCAGGUCCAAAGUGUCGAAUCUGACAUCACCGCUGCACUUCAGAAAAGGGAACGCCUCCAGCAACGUCAAACCAGGCUCAACGAACAGCACGAUCGUCUCGUUACUGCCAACCAGGAAGGCUUCACUGCCAAGCAAAGAAGAGAGCAGGAACGUACAGCUUUGAGACAACAGCGCGCCGAUGUCGAGAAUCAGUACCGUAGCAAUAUCAACGGAUAUGAACGCCGCAGCGAGGAGCACAAUAUCGCCACUACCCAAAUCAUGCAGACAAUCCAACACUACGAGGACAUGCUUCUACAGCAGCAUCAACAAGUCUCCGUUCCUACUACACCUGAAGGGCCCCUUCCUGGCACAGGCAUGUCUCCACACGCCAACGCCUUCACCAGCUUCACGUUUCCAUCGCUCAACUCUCACGUUGAUAGCACUCCUGGCUCUCUCCGCGGCGGCGCCCGCGGUCGCUCAUCGUCGAUGCAUUCCAACGUUUCCGGCUUCACAGACGGCUUCGAAGAACACACCUCUCCAUCCGGCUACGUUCUGGGCAACCCUUUCAACACUCCGGGGAUGCUCAACGGACACAAUGGAAGUCAUGGUAGUGGCAGCUUAAGCUCGGGUACGUCGAGCCAGAGCUCCAGCCAAAAAGAUCCCUUGAGUCCCUAUCAAAGCGUCAAGCCGAUGAUGGUCAGGAGUCCGACGGGUGGCAGUGGCGGCUUGAUGAGUCCAAUUGGCAGCGGCAGGUAAAUCAUAUGCGGUUUGUUCUUUUGUGGCCUUUAGAUAGCUUUUCCAAUGUGAUUUUGCGUUCUUUCGGUGGACUAAACAUCGUUACAAUGCUCUUCUUCUACUUGCAUGGUGCAGUCGCUGUCAACAUAGACGUUUCCUGGCGUAAGGUAAGUCUUCUCCACCUUUUAACCAAUGCCUAUCAGAUUCUGUGCCCGGCGUCGCCGUCGAUUUCGUCUUUGAUAUCCUCCAGCGUUGGACUCCAUGUGCCUUGCACAUUGUGUGAGC